Molecule: messenger RNA, 2642 nt
Organism: Leucoraja erinaceus (little skate)
Lineage: Eukaryota; Metazoa; Chordata; Chondrichthyes; Rajiformes; Rajidae
Gene: rs1a
Product: retinoschisin 1a
Exons: 5
Coding region: 1620-2258 (212 amino acids)
Source: RefSeq, a predicted model, not a curated record
ACUAUACUUCACCUUAAUAUGUUUGCUUCUAAUAAAAAUAUUAAUAAAUAAAUAAAUAAAAGAAGACAGGGUUUAUGGCGAUGGGGCGAUAUUAGAUUCAUUCUGUGCAAGCAGGUUAGGAACAAUAGAAGAUGGACACAAAAUGCUGGAGUAACUCAGCGGGACAGGCAGCAUUUCUGGAUAGAAGGAAAGGGUGACGUUUUGGGUCGGGACCCUUAUUCAGACUAUCUUCGGUGUAAACUAGCAUCUGCAGUUCCUUCCUACACAUAAGAGCUGAACAAAACAGGACUGUUCAGUUGAAGAAAAUGCUGUUGCAUUCACCGAUAUCAAAUAGAACUAAUACUAUAGCAGUGCUUGUGGAAUUGAAUUUGGUAGUCUGACUGCAGUCUAUACCUAUGAUUAAUAUUUACAAAAGUUAAAACCGGAAUCAGGAUAGGAACCCGAGGAUUUCCUAGGGUUACUGCAUGAACAAAAAUGUGUCAGAUAGCUAUUUAAUGACUGAAAUCAUUUGAGAACAAAUGCAUUGGACACCACCUGGGAUUCAGCCCACACCAGGGACUUAAGCACAUAAUCCAGGCUGACGACCUGAGAGUAUUUUAUCUUUCGGAUGAGAUAUUAAACUAAGGCCCAUUUCAAUAUCUGUGAUUGCAAAAUAUUCCACAACACCAUUUCAAAGAGUUCAGGAGAGUUAUCCUAUGUGACCCAUUCAAUAAUUAUUCUGCAUUUAACAUGAAAAAAAAAGUGGUCCAAUAAUUUUAACAUUUCUAAUUCAGGCAUCUUAUUGUGUGCAGAUUUCAGUAUUGUCAUGUUGCUUCGUUGCUUAAUUAGUUGUCAACUAUUUCAGGCAUCCUCAGGUACUGAAAGGUGCCAAAGAAAAUGUAGACCCUUUUCUUUAACAGUAUUUUUCCUUCUCAUUAAUCUUUUCUGUGAGCCUCAGAAAAGACUAAAUAACGAAAUAAGGACAAGGAGCUAAGAAGCGAUAAGGGUUAAGAUUCUUAUGCAGUACAAUGACGUGGAGAAUUAAGAUAAUCCUUCUAGAUCUAGAGCAGUGCUUCAAUUUGCUGUGUGCAUAAUCUUGAAAAGAUGAAGGGAGAAAGCAUCCUGUUUUCCAUUCUGUUCUUGUCUGAAGGUAUGUUGAUCAUUUUCUGCUAAGAUAAGAUUUCUUCAAAAACUUCAAAAAAUCAGAAUUUAUAAAUUAUAUUUUUACCCAAUCAGUAUUUGAUACAUAAGUGUGAGUGUUCCAUUACAUUCUUUGAGUUACCUCCACGAUGUGAUAUUUCUUCAGUGAUUAUAUCACCAGCAUUCAUUACUGAAAGUAUGUACCUUCCAAUUAUUGUGGAAAAACCUUACAUAGAAGUAUGUAACAGACUAGUUCAAUGGCCUCUGAUUUGUCAUUUUAUAAAAAUAUUAAAUAAAAGUAAUUGCAUUUGUGUUUGAGAAUAAUAUAUUCUGUCUUUUGAUCUAUCUUUUUCAAUUCUUCACAAAAUCCAUCCGGAAAAGCUCUCUCAACUCUUUCUCCUACUGAGGUAACCUCAGAUUUGAAGGGAGAAAAGGAAGAUCUGUCAUGUAACAAGGCUUGCAAAUGUAAUUGCAAUGAUGAACCUAACAGAACUGAGAGAAUGGUACAAGGACCAUUAGUUCUAGACUGUAUGCCAGAGUGUCCUUAUCACCGUGCACUUGGGUUUGAAUCUGGAGUUGUUGCAAAAGAUCAGAUAAGCUGUUCUAAUGAAGAUCAUUACACAGGCUGGUAUUCUUCAUGGAUGUCAAACAAAGCAAGAAUGAACAACCAGGGUUUUGGGUGUGCAUGGUUAUCAAGGUACCAGGACACGCAACAAUGGCUUCAGAUUGACCUUAAAAAAAUCAAAGUUAUUUCUGGGAUCAUUACACAAGGACGAUGUGAUGCUGAUGAAUGGAUGACCAAGUACAGCAUACAGUAUAGAUCUGAUGAAAGCUUCAACUGGGUUUACUAUAAAGAUCAGACAGGAAACAGUCGAGUAAGUACUGGAACAUCAUCUAGGAAUACACCAGGGGAUAAACUUCACUUUAAUAACCUCACCAUUAUCAAAUCCCUUAAUUUCUCCUGUCACUUGCUCCUUAUUUUCCUCCAGCUCUACAAAUCUGCCAUACCUAUGCUUCUUCAAGUUUUUGUUGUUGAAUGCUCUAUUAUCAGCUAUCAAGCCUUCUGCUUUGGCGUAUCUUCCCCAAACUUUUCAAAUUCCUUUCAAGGCACUUUAAAUAUGCCUUUUUUGAUCCUUUGAUGCAUUUUGGAAUGUUCUAUAUUAAAAGGUGAUAUAAAUGAAACAAACCAUGGUUGCUGAUGACAAUCACUGUUAUCCCCUUACCACUUAGAAGUACUAACAUUACAGAUGACAAGGAAACAAGGUUCACUGACUGGGUACUUGUUUACCAGAGAGUUCUCCUGGAAGGUGUAUCACUCAUGCUAGAAAGCUUUGUUUUAUUGUUUUAGUUCAACUUUAUAGGAUUAUUUUUUCCCUCCCCCCUAGGUGUUUUAUGGAAAUUCAGACAGAUCGUCUUCAGUGCAGAAUUUCCUGCGUCCUCCAAUUGUAGCUCGAUACAUCAGAAUGAUACCGUUGGGGUGGCAUGUUCGAAUUGCUAUCAGGAUGGAACUACUUGAAUGCCUG